Molecule: messenger RNA, 1882 nt
Organism: Betta splendens (Siamese fighting fish)
Lineage: Eukaryota; Metazoa; Chordata; Actinopteri; Anabantiformes; Osphronemidae
Product: troponin T, cardiac muscle isoforms-like
Exons: 13
Coding region: 709-1521 (270 amino acids)
Biological process (GO): sarcomere organization; regulation of muscle contraction; cardiac muscle contraction
Cellular component (GO): troponin complex
Molecular function (GO): troponin C binding; troponin I binding; tropomyosin binding
Source: RefSeq, a predicted model, not a curated record
CCAAAUGUGGGGUCAGAUAUUGUGCUAACUGUGAACACUGGGAGUAUCAAAGUACUUGGCAGCGCUAUAAAGGCGCUGCCGAGAACAAGUUCUUGCAUGUGUGGGCCGCUGGCAGCGAGUCAGCGUUCAGGCGAAGUGGAAGAUGGAACCGGUGAAGCAGUGAGGAGCCUGUUUUUUUUUUGUUUUUUUGAGGCCUGUUCUGGGAACAUGUUUUCACCGCUGCGCUGGCGUUUUAAGGAAUACACCUCGACUCGCCGCCUGGAACCCGCUCGCUGCAGGUUAAAGGGUCUAUUUGUGGCCUCCCUCUCGCCUGCCAGCGCCCCGUAAUCCCGUGGCUGCUCCGUCUUGUCACAGCAGAAAGCGUGUUUUCCUAUUCUUGUUAAUGCCAUGUGCCAACUGCUUGCAGGUAUGCGCCCACCCACUGUGGACGUGGGCAGCUCCCGGCCAUGUGAUCCACGGUGGGUUUAAAAGCUUAUGGCCCACGGAGAAGGCGCAGCACCCCGUUCCCCACUCAGCCACAUCUGAAGUGGACACAGCACCACCUGGGUGCCGCAUCCAAAACAUGUCGGACACAGAAGAUGCCGCGUAUGCGCACCAGCGUAAGUCUGUGUAUGUUGUCCCCGAGCUCGUGCAGACACAGGUGACGUGACUCGGUUGAGUGUAGUUCACAGGCGCUAGCUUGAUGCUACGUGGCUGCUCGUCACACAAAUGUGCAUGAGUGGCGUCGUUAUUCUGCAUGAUGACAUGUGGGAAAUGAACCUGCUGCAGCUGAUCUCUGCUCUUCACCUUUUCAUGUGUGUUGUACGGUGUGAAGAUGAAGAGGAUAUUGUUGAUGGUGCAGAGGAAAAUGAAGGAGAGGAGACAAAACCCAAAAUCAAACCCGGUUUUGUUCCCGGCCUGGCACCUCCCAAGAUCCCAGAAGGGGAAAAAGUGGAUUUUGACGACAUACACAGAAAACGAAUGGAGAAGGACCUGACUGAGCUCCAGACUCUGAUCGAAGCUCACUUUGAGAAGCGUAAGAAGGAGGAAGAGGAGCUGCUCAACCUCACAGACCGCAUAGAGAAACGCAGGUCAGAGAGAGCGGAGCAGAUGAAAAUCAGAGCCGAGCGGGAGCGCGAGCGGCAGAACAAACUAAAUGAAGAGAAAGCGAGGAAAGAAGAGGAGGAGGCCAAGAAGAAAGCCGACGACGACGCACGAAAGAAGCUGAUUCUGUCCAACUUGAGCUUCACUGGAUACAAGCAGACACAGACCGGGACGAAGAGACAAACGGAGAGAGAGAAGAAGAGGAAGAUCCUGAACGACCGACGCAAGGAGCUGAACAUCGACCACCUGAAAGAGGACAAGCUCAGAGAAAAGGCGAAGGAGCUGUGGGACUGGAUGCGUCAGCUGGAGGCGGAGAAAUAUGAACUUCAGUACAAGUACAUGAAGCAGAAGUACGAGAUCACCGUGCUGAGGAACCGGGUCAGCGACCACCAGAAAGUUUCAAAGGGAAGCAGGAGCAAGCGCGGCCUGAGGAAGUAACGUGCAGCCUGAACCCGGGGUGAAAGCAGCGGCGUGAGAGCAACAGAAACUGCAGAUUGUUUUUACUUUAAGUACUUGAACAAAAACUAAAUUCAAACCGUGGAGGUUUCAUGAGAAGAUCUUACGUGUGAAAUUAAAUGCAUGAUUAGGUGAGUAGACAGACUGUUUACGACUGCAGCUCGUGUUUGUUUAAGAGGGAUUUGGCUGUAAUUAUGGAUCUAAGAUCCUGAAUUGUGUCUUUUUCCGAGCUAUUAACAGGUCACAUUCACAAGGCGUCAGGUGAAGUCAGACGAAAUCACAGAAUCCUGCGUGUAUCAUUUUGUGGCUAUAAUUAAUUAAAUCUUAAUUUCACAAAUACAAA